AUGAGUGAAGAGGCCCCGGGGGCGCCCCCGCCACUGCAGACGCCCGACGGCUCCAUCCGUGCCCUUUUCCUCUCCAAGGGCCCUGCUGGGAGCGGCUCAGCCGGAGGAGGCGGCCGAAUCCCAGCCCCACUGGAGCAGGGGGUGGUGUCAGCCUUCAAGCAGCUCUACAAGCGGGAAUUGCUGCGCCUGGCCGUCUCGUGAGCGGCUGGCGGCUCCGGUGGUCCCAUGGACUUUGUGCGGUCCUUUCUCCUCAAGGACAUGUUGUACCUGGCUGGUCUCUCCUGGGACCUCAUCCCCCCCGGCUCCAUUGAGAAGUGCUGGCUGCUGGGGUUGCGCGCCGCCUUUGAGCCCCAGCCCGGGGAGGAAGAGCACGGAGACCCCCCGCGCGGGGAGGAAGGUGGCGGGGACAGCAAAGUCUUUAGCGACCUGACCCACCUGGCCGCCUUGGCCUACAAGCGCUUGGCUCCUGAGGAGGUGGCCGACUGGUUGCACUUGGACGAUGCAGCCCCCGGUACAGAGGAGGACGAUGGGGAAGAGGACACUGAGGAGGAAGGCCCCGGGUGCUGUGGGGUAGAGGAGGAGGAGGAGGAGGAGGCAGCUGCCGGAGAUGGGGAUGGUAGAAGGGGUGGGGAAGGAGGGGACAGCUUGCUGCCCACAGCUCGGGAAGCCAUCAGAGGUCUGGAGACAGCGUUGCGCUCGCUGGUCAGGACCCCCGGCAAGUGGGGCCGCGGAAGCUGGUGCAGCUCCGCUCCCUCAUCAGCAUGGCCCAGCGGCUGCACCGCGGCGGCAGCCCUCAUUCUUAAUGCAGGGUGA
This is a messenger RNA of Charadrius vociferus (killdeer), 813 nucleotides long. It is a transcript of the gene TIGD5, whose product is annotated as tigger transposable element derived 5. Gene Ontology annotation, molecular function: nucleic acid binding. The record is from RefSeq and is a predicted model, not a curated record. NCBI's taxonomy places the organism in Eukaryota, Metazoa, Chordata, Aves, Charadriiformes, Charadriidae. The transcript has 2 exons.